This is a messenger RNA of Adineta ricciae, 1002 nucleotides long. NCBI's taxonomy places the organism in Eukaryota, Metazoa, Rotifera, Eurotatoria, Adinetida, Adinetidae. The record is from the annotation of a GenBank genome assembly.
AUGAUAAUUUACGAAAGUGACGAAGUCGAGCGAAUUGCUCAUCUGGUGACAAUUGUAAUUGGUAUUUCAAUGUACAUCUUUGGUUUAAUUGGAAAUAGUUUAAAUAUAUUUGUAUUUACAAUUUGGUCUCGAUCUCGUAAACAAAUUAAUGAAUUUCAAAGUCCAAUUCGUGUGAGUAACAGUUCGUUAUAUUUAUUAACAUCAUCAUGUGCGAAUUUCCUUCUGAUUCUUUAUCCUCUUUUAACUCGAAUUAUUUUCGAUGGUUUUCAAUAUCCAAAAACAUCAAUGAAUGAAUUUUACACAUGUAAAUUACGCUUUUAUGCAUUACAUACGUUAGAUUCGAUUUCAUUGAUGUGUAUUUGUAUGGCAACAUUAGAUCGUUACUUGAUUUCUUCACGAAAAGUUUAUCUUCGUCAAUUGAGUCCAACAUUACAUCGAACGAAACAAAUUAUCGUUAUUUGUAUAGUUUUACUUUGUUUUCAUAAUAUUCCAAUAGGAAUUUAUUAUAAAGUGUCGGAUUUUAAUGAAUGUAUCAUAUCUUCUCCGAUUUAUAUUUAUUAUUAUCUAUGGAUUGUUCAAAUCUUUCUUCAUGGUAUCUUUCCGAUGAGUUUUCUUUUAUUUUUUGGUUUUUUGACGUAUAAACAAUUGAAAUUAUUUUUCCAUCCAAAUCGUCAAUUGAAUAUAAAUAUCGAUAAGCAAAUUUCUCGAAUGUUGUUGCUUUCGUGUUUAUCAAUUUCGAUUUCGUCAGUUCCGUAUUCGAUUCAAUAUGUUUAUUCGGUAUUUUAUACUGAAUUCAACGAGCGAUUGACAUCGUAUAAACUUCUGGCGUAUUAUAUUUCAGUACUUUCAUUUUUUUCAAAUGCAGUUUUGAGUUUUUAUAUAUAUCUUAUCUCAACACCGAAUUUUCGACAACAAGUCAAGAAAAUUUGUUCCGGUCAAGUCAGAUUUGGAGGAUAUGCCAACAAUCGAGUGAAUAUCAUCGGUUCAGCUCUAAAUUUAUAG